GGACCGGCCGCGGACCUAAGGGCCGUCUCCACGGCAACGGCGCCCCGACACCGGAAGUGGCGCCCGCAGAGAACGGGGGCUGAGGGCCGGGGUCGCGCGUCGCCUACGGGGUUGUGAGGGCCGUGUCUCCACAUGCCGGGUUAGCGGGCCCUGGAGAGCCGGACCUCCUACUCUGGAGUCCCGUGCGCAGAGACGCGUGACCUGGUGCCGGGCCGCCCCCAUGGCGUGCACCUCCACCCGAGUACACCUGCUGCAGAAUGCAAACCCCUCCGUGCGGUGUCCAGUGACACGCCUGAAUGAGGGCCAUUGCCCUGUCUAGCUGGGUAAAACAGAGCUAAACCUCCCCGGCUCGGGACAGGUUUCCUCCCUCUGCGCCUCGGCCGCAGCUGCACUGGCGGCCAUUUGCUCAGGACCUGCGGCGGUGAAGGCAGCUGAUGGAGAGGAAGUCGCAAAAGCCUGUUGGCAGUAUUGCCCUGUCCUGUUACCAACUUUUUGGUCUCUAUUGUCGUAUAGUUUGAAAUUUAGUUUUUUCUUUCCAUCUGCAAAUUAACAUAGGCAGCUGCAAAUGACAUUUGCUUGGUGAAACAAGGAACCACAUGCCAUUUCUCCUCUCUUUGUGUCCCAGUUUGGAGAACUCUGGCACUAUGCCCAGCCUAGACAAGCCAGCGAUGCUUCUGUGUACAGGCAACUCCGAGGGAAGAGGUCUUGGUGCCUCCAUUUACAGAGAAAGAGCAAUGGGAGGCCAACACCUCCCCCAAGGCUUAGAUGAGGGACCCUAGAUGCUGAUGACACCUAUGCCAGCCAUCUGGACACUGCACCACCACUGCAAAAUAGCACUGCCGCCCGGGCCCAAUGCCGGUCAUGCCCAUCCCGCGGCGGGUGCGCUCCUUCCACGGCCCGCACACCACCUGCCUACACGCAGCCUGCGGACCAGUGAGAACCUCUCAUCUGGCCCGCACCAAGUACAACAACUUCGACGUGUAUGUCAAGUCCCGCUGGCUCUACGGCUUCAUCCGCUUCCUGCUCUACUUCAGCUGCAGCCUCUUCACAGCGGCCCUCUGGGGCGCGCUGGCCGCGCUCUUCUGCCUGCAGUACCUGGGCGUGCGCGUGCUGCUGCGCUUCCAGCUGAAACUGUCAGUGCUGCUGCUGCUGCUGGGGCGCAGGCGCGUGGACUUCCGCCUCAUGAACGAGCUGCUCAUCUACGGGAUCCACGUGACCAUGCUGCUGGUCGGGGGACUGGGCUGGUGCUUCAUGGUCUUUGUGGACAUGUGAAGGUCCAGCCUCCAUGGGGCUCUUGAUUGGUCCUAUCAAGCCGCUUUCCUUGGAGGGUGGGGCUGGUGGGGCUUUUGCUUGCCCCAUCCCAGAGGUAAGGCCUGAAGCACACACUCCCGCUGAGGGGAGGGAGACAAGGGCUGAGACUACUCUGUAAUGGGGACACCACACAGUCUUCCCCGCUGGCUUCUGCGCUGCCCUUCCUGUGCACUCUCCCAGAUGUGCUGUCCCUCUCAGCCUCUUGCCUUGGGUUGCCUGUGUGUUUUCAGGUUGUCCAGUGGGUGGCCCAUCUGUCUUCUCUGCACCUUGAGACUUUCUGUGUGACAUUCUUACCAACAUCAGGCCCAACCAGUGGGACACGAAGGGGUGCCUUUGGGCUGCACGGCCCCUUUCUGUGCCCUGUUCCUGGCUCUAGCCUCAGGGACCCAUCUGGCCACACAAGCAGACACACUGCUGCCACUACUUGCACCUACUCUGAGCUGCUUGAAUCCUAAGCCCAUGGACCACUCCGCUGUCACUGUGGCCGUGUCAGUCUUGAACCCCAAGUCAGGCCUCAGAGUGAUCUUGGUUUGCGUAGGUACAGUCUAGCAGGACAGCAUGUGUGGGAUUGGCUAGUCUCUGAUACAAGGGGACACAGGCACCAACUUGGACUCUAGAGCAGGGGCUGGUCCACGCCCUGGGCAGGUCUGUGUGUCAGGUAGAGCUCUGCAAACUGAGAGAGCCUAGAAAACCACUUCUGCUUGACACUGGGAGGAGUUUUCGCUGUUUCUGAGGGAUGAGGCCUCCAGCAGCCUCCCAGUCUUGGCCAGACCUGUGGAAAACAGGAGCAACUGACUACCCCCUCAGUGGUAUUUACCAGCCCUGGAUGGGCAGCCUGGGUGGGCUAGCUGUACCUUUCUCACAUGUUGUUAGGCCUGGUUCAUGAGAUAAAAGAUGGAAUACCUGACCAUCUUUGGCCUCUGUUAGGGUUGGAUUAUGACUCUCACUGGUGACAAGGGCCUGGGUGGCCAGUGAAGUGCUUUGAGUAGCAACUCCAGGGGCAGGACAUUGAGCACAUCGUGCUAACACAUGCUUCACUCCAGAUUGUCACCCCACACCCUGGGCAUGGGGGUGGCCCCUUUGACCCUACCCUGCCAAGAAAACCAGUUGUGUUCCACUUAAGAAACCCAAACUGGGAAAGCAAAAGUGUAGGACUAUUGGUCUAGCAAGAGGGCUCAUGGAGGAAGUCUGCCUGCCUCCCAGGAUAGCAAUGAGGUGCCUUCCCCGGGGACCCUGCUUCUGCUUGCUUGCUGCAGAGAAUCGUUUGCACUAACUCCCACUCUCCCCCCAAAGCAGCAUUGUUCUUUGUUAAUUAGCUCAUGUUCCUCAGAGUGGCCCGAAGCCCCAUUUUGCUGGGUGAUAGUGGGUGUGUCAGGGCUGGUGGUGGGAGCGAAUGAUGGGACCUUGUCACUCAUUGCACACCCAGCUGCCCAGUGUCCUGAGUGCCUGUUAAAUUCUUUAUGAGAUGAAUCACCUGCAUUAAACCUAUUUUUUUAAGUGUG
Molecule: messenger RNA, 2813 nt
Organism: Rattus rattus (black rat)
Lineage: Eukaryota; Metazoa; Chordata; Mammalia; Rodentia; Muridae
Gene: Tmem250
Product: transmembrane protein 250
Exons: 2
Coding region: 853-1272 (139 amino acids)
Source: RefSeq, a predicted model, not a curated record